Messenger RNA from Tarenaya hassleriana, 686 nucleotides. RefSeq names its product major pollen allergen Car b 1-like. Gene Ontology annotation, biological process: defense response; abscisic acid-activated signaling pathway. The transcript has 2 exons. Gene Ontology annotation, cellular component: cytoplasm; nucleus. Lineage: Eukaryota; Viridiplantae; Streptophyta; Magnoliopsida; Brassicales; Cleomaceae. The record is from RefSeq and is a predicted model, not a curated record. Bases 48 to 536 code for a protein of 162 amino acids. Gene Ontology annotation, molecular function: signaling receptor activity; protein phosphatase inhibitor activity; abscisic acid binding.
AUUCAAUAAUAUAUAUAUAUUUUUUAUUAUUACGUGGGUGAUCGAUCAUGGGAAUCAUAACUCGUGAAUCAGAGACGGCGUCAAGCAUUCCACCCGCGAGACUGUUCAAAGCAAUCGUCCUCGAGUCGCACACUCUCAUGCCCAAGAUUCUGCCUCAAGCCAUUAAGAGUAUCCAAGUCCAUGGAGAUGGAGGAGCUGGCACCACCUUCACCACCAUUUUCGCCCCUGGCUUUCCGUACAAGAAUAGCAAGAGCAGAGUGGAAUCCCUUGACGUGGAGAAUCUCGAGUAUAAGUACAGCGUGGUGGAGGGGGAUCCCCUAAACGACAAGUGUGAGAAGAUAACGACGGAGCUGAAGUUUCUGCAAGGAACAGACGGUGGGUCUGUGAUUAAGAUCAAGACAGAUUUCUACAGCAUCUCCUCCUCCGGCGCCGCCGACCUGAACGACGAAGAGAUGGAAGAGGCGAGAGAGAAAGGUCUUGCAGGUUUCAAGGCCGUUGAGGCUUAUCUCCUGGCCAAUCCCAGUGUCUGCAACUAGAGAUAUACCCAUAUGCUGCAUGUUAUGCUAUGUUAUGUCGUGUCCACGUUGCAUGUUAUGUCAUGUUGUGUUUCUUGGCGUUUGGUCUGCAGGCCAAAUGCUAUAUAUCAUAUUUUAAUGGAUUGAAUAAGAUGGAAAGGUUUUAAUAUA